GUAUUCCCAGUGACGUUUCGGGGCGUUGACGACCUUUUCAGGUGUGUCGCUGCCGUCAUGGGGCUGGUUUACUCGGAGGUUGUCGAGGUACUUCUGUUUUGGCAGAAGGCAGUGCUCUGGUGAUGGUGGGAGCAAGAGGUACUGCAGAUGAGCAGAUGCAGGUGGCGGUUUGAUCAGUUUCCCUGGGAUCCUCGGUGUCUCCUCCUUGCAUCUUUUAAGUUAGCCUGUCAGGCAGCCUAUGACGGAGACCUCCAUCAGCUUUAUACCAUCCUGAAGAAGGAUCCAACCAUGCUGGAUGUUCAGGACCAACACACUGGGGACACGCCCCUCAUUGCUGCUUGUCGUCGUGGUAACCUGACAGUGGUGAAGUAUCUAGUUGACAACAAGGCAAAUGCCCAGCUUACCAAUAAGAAACAGAGGACAUGUCUUCACUAUGUGUCUAAGAGGACUCUGUCUCUUUUGGACUACCUGAUGAUCACCAUCCUGAUGCCUAUUCUGCUGCUUGGAUACUUCCUCAUGCUGCAGAAACAGAGAAAGAGUGUGGCACUAAUGGAUGUCGUGCUGAGCAGCAGUGUUAAUGUCAGCACCAUUGACUAUAAAGGAAACACGGCGCUGCACUAUGUCUGUCAGAAGAAAAAUCACCAUCUGGUUCCACUGUUGUUGAAACGGAAUGCCAAAACUGACAUCAGGAAUAAUGAUGGAGAAACUCCGCUGGACAUAGCCAACCGGCUGAAGUUCACAAAGAUUGUUAAUAUGCUCAGGAAGACAAAGUGAACUGAUGGACAUCCAACAGCAUCAUCAUGAGAGCGCAGACUGAUCCAUGAUGCUGAAGAAGAGACACUGAUCCAAAACUCUGUGCUAAACUAGGCUAACACUUGAUGUUUUAAGCUUAGAAGGAGGUUUCUGUUUUAGGCUAGUUAGGCUAACAUUACUGUACUAAGCUGGGUAAAUUCUUUCUGUGCUGUGCUAGGGCUAUGCUUCCUGUUAGUAAGCUAGGCUAAUAGUUUUUAUAUUAAAUUAAGCUAAAUGUUUCUGCUCAAAACCAUUUGCUGAGAUUUUUAUUUUUUUUACAAAAAAUCCAAAGAACCAAGAAAAUCCAAAAACAGGGCAAAACAGGAGACGUGUGGAUGUCCAGGUGAACCAGGGAAUAAUGACGUGACGAACUGGGAACUAGUGACAGAAACUAAGAGGCUUACUAUAGGGAGGUUGAGUGUGAGAACAAAAGACCAGGGCUAAUGAACUAAAUGAUAACAAGUGUGAGAAAUAGAGCAGGAGUCAACUGCCCAGGAGAAGCUGGGCAACAGAUAAUCAAGAAGAGUAAAACAAAAAGGUGAACUAAGAAAUAAUUAAUAAAAAGAGGAACAGCAAAAACAUAGAACACAAAACAAACCCAAAAACCCAGAGUCUUAACAACUGAUUAACACAAUGAGUGUUUUCCAAAAAGUCGCCAAAGAGGAGAAAUAUUACCGUAAAUAAAUUUUUACCUUAUAGGAGGAUGUGUGUCACACAGAAAAUACAUUUUUGUGUGGUGCUGAAUGACUACUAAUAGAUCAAAAACAACAAAAAAGAAAUUAUUAUAGAAUACCAGAGGAUCACCAGUAACUAUGCCUCUCAUCUGUGUGCCCACCCCUCAAAUCCACAUCCACCAUAUAUAUCUCAUGAAAGGAUCCCAAAUGUUUUGAAAUUCUGUCAGUUUUCCUUUUAUAAUAUAAUCUUUUCCAUCCUGGAUACUUCAUUAAUCCAGUUAAUAAAUUUUGGUGAAAAUAUGACUGAAGAAUAAAAACCCAUAAAUUUCUUUUCUAUGAUAGGCUAAAUAAACCAAAUAAUUAACUUUAUAAACAGUUCCCCAUAAUUCAGCUCUUUAAUGGCUGUUGAAUAACAGAGACUAGGUGGUUGGUUUAUUGCUAACGACUAUAAACAGUAGUCAAGAAUAAAGAAAUCUGCAAAACCACACUGAUUCAUUAUUUACUGCGCAACACUUGUCCAAAAUAAAUACAAAGAUGUACCAU
Molecule: messenger RNA, 2009 nt
Organism: Gambusia affinis (western mosquitofish)
Lineage: Eukaryota; Metazoa; Chordata; Actinopteri; Cyprinodontiformes; Poeciliidae
Gene: ankrd22
Product: ankyrin repeat domain 22
Exons: 7
Coding region: 148-774 (208 amino acids)
Molecular function (GO): protein binding
Source: RefSeq, a predicted model, not a curated record